AUGCGUUAUCACGCUGGUAUUACUUCGUCAUCAAUUCGGGGAGCAGAAAUGCAGGAACAUGCGCGCUUACAUACCGAUAUGACGCAAUUGCCAUUACGAGUCGCUCACCUUUUUGACCCGAGCAAAGAAUUUUCCGUUGGAUCAUGUGAAUUUGCUCCAAGGGCUAUGCCAGUACCCAACCUGUACAUGAAAUCGACAGACAUUGCAUUAAUUCACUUUUUCGUUAGAAUAGUUUAUAUGAUAAUGGCUAAGGAAUUCAUUGCUGCAGACGUGAUGACUACUUCCUGCCACGGAAUUCGUGUGACCAACAAAAACGAGCGGUACGUCAUGGCAAAGGGCUAUUCCACAGCUAACGAGUCCCUAAUGCAUGAGGAAGAGACGGAACUAUUGCAACCAUCUGGCGAGUCGACAACUCACAUAACAAAUUUCAACAAAUUUAAGAAAAAUAUACCUUUGACGGAACCGUCCACCCCCGCCGCCAAGUGUGACAUCUCACCGAUACCAAGCAGGCAUGCAACGCCAGAAAUAUGUAAAGAAAAUAAUUGCGAAGAAAGCAAUGCAAACACUUGUUCCAUAUGCACUGAAUCAAUUAGUGUAUACGCUGUCGCACAAUGUAAUCAUCGAAUAUGUUACGUCUGCGCUCUUAGAUCAAGAAUUUUGUUAGGGACCAACUCUUGUCCUUUUUGCCGAGCCAAGCAACACAAAGUGAUCUUUACUCACGAUUCUACGGCACCUUUCUCGGUGUUAAUGUCGUCGGUAUCGGUGUGGUAUCUCGUACCAGAUUAUCAAAUACUGUGCGAGGAUCAACAGAUACAUCACAUGACAACAGAGAUGAUAAAAUUUAGGUGUCCGAUGAAAUCCUGUCGGGCAGCAUAUAGUGGGUGGCCGGAACUUAUUCAACAUGUACGAAACGAUCAUAAACUAAUGUUCUGCGGACGAUGCAUAGCACAUCGUAAGAUAUUUACCUGGGAGCAUAUAUUGUAUACCAAGGAGGAAUUGAAGAGACAUUAUCGUAGCGGGGAUGCCAAAGAUUUUAACUUUCGAGGUCAUCCUUCGUGCAUAGAAUGCAAUGUGACAUUCUACGACCUAAUCGAAUUUCGUGAACAUUAUCUAAUGCAUCAUUCUCUGAUUCCGAUGGUCGAAUCACCAUCGCGUGCCACAAGAAUCACGACGAUUUUGACAACCAUCAACAAUGUCACCGUCAACAAUGUAUUAGACAGCAAUGAAAGCAACGGGUUUGACAUUUCAGCUUUAUUCUUUUUCAUACUCUCGGUUUUCACCACACUCCUAGGAACACUCUCAAUACCGGACGACAAUAAAUAUUUUGCAUCCAUCAUACAAACAUUAGACGGGCUCACAUCAUCUAUUAAUUUUCGCGAUUUUUUACUUGACCAUGAUAUUUUGGGUACUGAAAAGUUGGUUCAUAAUGAUGAGUUGGAUUCUGUACUUUAUUUGUGGGGCUGUGAUACUUAG
Messenger RNA from Acaulospora morrowiae, 1473 nucleotides. NCBI's taxonomy places the organism in Eukaryota, Fungi, Glomeromycota, Glomeromycetes, Diversisporales, Acaulosporaceae. The record is from the annotation of a GenBank genome assembly.